UGGGCGGGGCCCGGCGGCGGUGGCGACCUUGGCGGCGGGAUCCCCGCGCCCCGCCGGCAUGAGCUGGGCCUGGCAGGCGCUGCGCGCCCUGCGCCUGCGGCUCCUCGGGCCCGCUAAGGAGCUGGUGGGCACCGACCAGUUCGGCAACAAGUACUACCGGGUGCCCAAGCACGAGACCCGCGCAGCAUGGAUAAGAAAAAAAAGAAAUGAUCCACCCACCAUUGAGGAAAUUCUUAAGAAUGAGAAUUACAGAGAAGAAAUGAAACAGAAGAUCAAAGAUGUAUCCGAAAAGGAUAAGCUGCUUCAGGCCAAGGAAUACAAGGAGGGACUUGUUGCUGAACCAGCUCACACACAGGUUAAAGGCCACGCAUCUGCCCCUUACUAUGGAAAGAAAGAGCCUUCGCAAGAUCCAACCAGCACUGCAAAUACCUUUCAGCCAGGCUCCUGGAUGCCACCAGGCAGUGGUAGUAGUCAUAAUAAAUAAACAAUUGCAAUGUACAGAUAUUGCUAAUGGAUAAAUAUUUUAACAGACAGCAUAAACAGCUGUUAUAUAUGAGUGAGUGUGCAAUAAAGUAAUAUUACAGCAGUUUCAUUUAUUUUUGCCGAACUGUUCAGAUAGGCUUAAUCACAACAAACUACUCUAAAAUUUGGGUUUUAGUGAAAAACAGGAUGUGUUACUAAGUAAGUUUGGUUUUGACAGUUGCUCUUCAUCAGUUACUCUUGGACUCAGAGGUAGCAGGGUUUCUAGCUAACUUAAUUUUAUUAAAGAAUUCUAAAUUGUUUUUUCCUUGAAGACUUUUAUUUUUAAAAUUGGUUUUGAAGUAGUAAAUUUUAGUUAAUUAGUACACUUAAAUUUUCCCAAACCUAGGCAUCAGUUUAAGAGUUCUUCAGAAUGCUUGUAAAUUCCCUUGGCAGUGCCAGUGUGCCACUGGCAAGUGGAUGGAAAAGGUUUCAUUAGCAGGAAUCACUAUGACACUACACUGACUAUGUACUGUAUUAAUCUUAGAGACAUUCUUGUAACUUAGAUUUAAGAAAACAACAUAUUUGAAUAAUGUUUGAUUUGCAGCCAGCAGUAAGCACAGGAUAAAAUCCCACUAAGUUGAACUACAUACAACUACUAUAAUAGAGGUUAGAAGCACUUGGUAAAGCUGCUGGAACAUAACACAGGGGUUGAGACAAGGGACUGUCAUUAAUAAAAAAAAAUAAACGUAUUAGUUGUUAUUGCCAGUGUAUGCAGGGACUUCCCUAAAUGAUUGGAUCUAUUUGGCCAUAGUUUAGAUACACAGAAUGUGCAGAUUAUUUGCUUAGAGAUGAUGUUUGAGAACUUGCAAGUCAAAAUAAAGACCACACAAUUUUUUGAAAAAA
Harpia harpyja (harpy eagle) is the source of this 1365-nucleotide messenger RNA. RefSeq names its product NADH:ubiquinone oxidoreductase complex assembly factor 2 (gene NDUFAF2). Gene Ontology annotation, cellular component: membrane. NCBI's taxonomy places the organism in Eukaryota, Metazoa, Chordata, Aves, Accipitriformes, Accipitridae. The coding region runs from base 59 to 484 and encodes 141 amino acids. The record is from RefSeq and is a predicted model, not a curated record. Gene Ontology annotation, biological process: mitochondrial respiratory chain complex I assembly. The transcript is spliced from 3 exons.